Euleptes europaea (tarantolino) is the source of this 2941-nucleotide messenger RNA. RefSeq names its product discoidin domain receptor tyrosine kinase 1 (gene DDR1). Gene Ontology annotation, cellular component: membrane; signaling receptor complex. NCBI's taxonomy places the organism in Eukaryota, Metazoa, Chordata, Lepidosauria, Squamata, Sphaerodactylidae. Gene Ontology annotation, biological process: positive regulation of kinase activity; cell surface receptor protein tyrosine kinase signaling pathway; protein phosphorylation. The transcript has 17 exons. Gene Ontology annotation, molecular function: collagen binding; protein tyrosine kinase collagen receptor activity; ATP binding. The coding region runs from base 53 to 2866 and encodes 937 amino acids. The record is from RefSeq and is a predicted model, not a curated record.
GAAAGGCAUGAAGACUCAACUGCGGGUGUAACCAGCGAGCCCAGAGAGCAUUAUGGGGCCCACAGUGCUUUGCUUGCUGUUCUUGGCUUCUGUUGGUGCGUCGGAGUUGGAAGAACACUUUGAUCCAGCAAAGUGCCGCUAUGCUUUGGGGAUGCAAGACCGUACCAUCACGGACGAUGCCCUCUCAGCCUCCAGUGCGUGGUCUGACUCGACUGCCGCAAAACACAGCAGGCUGGGGUUGAGUGAGGGGGAUGGGGCCUGGUGCCCAGCUGGUCCUGUCUACCCUAACGAUGCUGAGUACCUGGAGAUCGACCUGCGUCAGCUGCACUUCCUGACCUUGGUGGGGACGCAGGGCCGUCACGCGAGUGGCCACGGCAAGGAGUUUGCUCGCACGUACCGGCUCCACUACAGCCGCGACGGGCACCGCUGGAUGCCCUGGCGUGACCGGUGGGGCAACGAGGUGAUUUCAGGUAAUGAAAAUACAGAGGACGUGGUCCUGAAAGAUCUGGGGCCACCGAUCAUUGCUCGCUAUGUCCGCUUCUACCCGCGUGCCGACCGUGUCAUGAGCGUCUGCCUGCGCGUAGAGCUGUACGGCUGUGUCUGGAGAGAUGGUCUUCAGUCUUACACAGCUCCUCUAGGCCAGGUUAUGCCUCUCGUCCCAGAACCGGCCUACCUAAAUGACUCCACUUAUGAUGGCCACAGCGUCAGCAAGUUGCACUUUGGGGGCCUCGGUCAGUUGACUGAUGGAGUAGUGGGCCUGGACGAUUUUACCCAGACCAAGGAGUUGCGUGUCUGGCCAGGGUACGACUACGUGGGAUGGAAGAACAGCUCGUUCCCCAACGGCUUCAUUGAGAUGGAGUUUGAAUUUGACCGCCUCAGAGCCUUCACGUACAUGAAGGUUCACUGUAACAACAUGCACACACGCGGCGUCACUGUCUUCCGGCAAGUGGACUGUCUAUUCAAGCGCAGCCUGGCCACGGCCUGGGAGCCCACGCCUAUCUCCCACCCAGUGACUUUGGACGUCAGGGACCCCAGCGCCCGCUCCCUCACCGUGCCCCUGGAUGGACGGCUUGCCUUGUUCAUUCAGUGCCAUUUUCACUUUGCCGGCGAGUGGAUGCUGUUCAGCGAAAUAGCCUUUCUCUCCGACAUUGUGGAUGAUCUCCCUCUUUCGGCCGUGAGUCGCAGGCCUCCGGUUGCAGCCCCUCCUCGUCCCUCUGGCCAUGACGCUCCCAUCUCCCCAGCCCUGGUUUCCAUCCUGAACGAAAAAGCUGGCUCCAGCUCAAACGUCACAAUCCCAGACCAGGAGAAUCCAGGGGAACCGAAAUCAAGCCUGCCAAUUGCAAAGGACGAUAACAGCAACACCUCCAUUCUGAUUGGAUGCCUGGUGGCCAUCAUCCUACUCCUGUUGGUUGUCAUAUUCCUCAUCCUCUGGCGGCAGUAUUGGCAAAAGCUCUUGGGGAAGGCUCAGCGCCGAAUCUCGGAUGACGACCUCACUGUCCGGCUCUCUGCGCCCAGUGACACGAUCGUUAUCAACAACACAAUGGGUUCUCACCGGCACUCCAACCGCUAUGAGCGCAUCCACUCGGGGGACACGGAGUACCAGGAGCCCAACCGGGCUCGCAUGAAACUGCCAGACCUGCCCCACAGUACAGAGAACUCUGCUCUGCUGCUCAGCAACCCGGCUUACCACCUCUUCCUGGCCACUUAUGCCCAGCCAAUGGGAAGGCCCGCUUUCCCGCCACCCAACCGGGUUAAACCCAUCAACACCAAUGCGUGCGGGGCUGACUACAUGGAACCGGAAGCCACCGGUUGCCCGCCCGGCUUCCAGAACAACGUGCCGCAUUACGCCGAAGCCGACAUCAUCAACCUGCAGGGGGUGACCGGCGGGAACACGUACGCGGUGCCGGCUAUCGCGGUAGACGCCCUCGCCGGCAAGGACAUGGCGCUGGGCGAGUUCCCUCGGGAGCGGCUCCUCUUCAGGGAGAAGCUGGGAGAAGGGCAGUUUGGGGAGGUUCACUUGUGCGAAGUGGAGAACCCCCAGGACCUGCCGAGCUUGGAGUUCCCAUUUAAUGUGCGCAAAGGGCGCCCUCUGCUGGUGGCUGUGAAGAUUCUACGCUCGGACGCCACUAAGAACGCUAGGAACGACUUCCUGAAGGAGGUGAAGAUUAUGUCUCGCUUGAAGGACCUCAACAUUGUAAGGCUGCUGGGCGUAUGCGUGAGGGACGACCCCCUGUGCAUGAUCACGGAGUACAUGGAGAACGGUGACCUCAACCAGUUCCUCAGUGGCCACGAGCUGGAAGAUAAGAUGGGCGGGAGCCCAAGCGGGAAGCCGACCAUCAGCUACCCAACUCUGGUCCAUAUAGGGGCCCAGAUCGCUUCAGGAAUGGCCUUCCUUGCUUCCCUCAACUUUGUGCACCGGGACCUGGCGACGCGAAACUGCCUGGUAGGCGAAGGGUUUACCAUCAAGAUUGCUGACUUCGGCAUGAGCCGGAACCUCUACGCCGGGGACUAUUACCGCAUCCAGGGGCGGGCGGUGCUGCCUAUCCGCUGGAUGGCCUGGGAAUGCAUCCUCAUGGGGAAAUUCACCACAGCCAGCGACGUCUGGGCAUUUGGUGUCACGCUGUGGGAGGUGCUUAUGCUGUGCCAAGAGCAGCCCUACAGCCAACUCACCGACGAGGCCGUCAUUGAGAAUGCUGGCGAAUUCUUCCGGCACCAGGGCAAGCAGGUAUAUCUCUCCCGUCCUCCUGCCUGCCCUUUGGCUGUGUACGAAAUGAUGCUGAGAUGCUGGGUGCAGGAGGCCAAGGAUCGUCCGUCUUUCCAGCACUUGCACCGUUUCCUGGCUGAGGAUGCCCUCAAUAUGGUGUGAGCCAGGCUGCUGGUGGGCAGAAGAGGCGACAUUCAGGAGUUGGGCAGUGCCCCAGAGACCUUUGAGGGGCAAAGU